CGCAGUUUUACGUUAUCACGCAAUGACAUCACAACGUCAUCUAGCAACUUUUAGCAACAAAUCGACCUGCGUCUAAUAUAUAUAUAUGUACAGUGUGCUUUGGACUUGCCUCGCCUCGUCACAAAUUUAAUUUAAGCCCACCAUUUGUGUCACUUAUGGGAAAAUGUGUGAUUAAUGAUGACUUCAGAAAUUCGAGAGACUUCGCCACCAAUUGCUGCUGGUGUAUGGAUAGCUGUCAUAUCAAGUUUCAUCAAUGGAUCGACGUUUGUGCUUCAAAAAAAGGGAAUAUUACGAUCCCGUAAAAGAGGUGGGUCCUAUCUAAAAGAUGGCGUAUGGUGGAGCGGUACUCUCUCCAUGAUUGUGGGACAGAUUGGGAACUUCCUGGCCUAUAACGCAGCCCCUGCUGUGGUGGUCACACCUUUAGGAGCCCUGGGGGUGCUGUUUGGGGCUGUUCUGGCCUCCUAUAUCCUCCAGGAACAGCUGAAUGUCCUGGGGAAGCUGGGCUGUGUGUUGUGUUGCUGUGGUUUGCUCAUCAUUCACUCCCCUAAAUCAGAGAGCGUCACCCUAGUCUGGAGCUCUUCUAUCCAGGUGGAGUAAUUCUGAGGUGUGUGAAUGUUUUCUCUCCAUGCAGUGUUCGUCGCCUAUUCCUUGUUGGUGGUCCUACUACUGGCUGUGCUGAUGGUGUGGGUGGCCCCAGCUCACGGCACGUCCAACAUCAUGGUGUACGUGUCCAUCUGCUCCCUCCUGGGGAGUUUCACAGUCACCAGCUGUAAGGGGCUGGGCCUGGCUGCUCGGGAUGCCUUCAGCGGGGGGCCUUCCAGCAGCCGAGCCCUAGGUCUCUUCCUGGGUCUACUGGGAACCCUGUCCGUCAGCAUCCUCAUCCAGUUCACCUUCAUCAACAAGGCUCUGGAGCACUACAGCUCCAACAUGUUUGAAGCCAUUUACUAUGUUACCUUCACAUCUACAGUCCUCACAGCUUCAGCCAUCUUGUUCAGAGAGUGGACCACAGUGGGUUUAGUAGACUGCCUGGGCAUGCUGUGUGGGCUAACCACUGUGGCUGUUGGGGUCCUGCUGCUUCGGAUCUCCUCAGAGGCCUCACUCAGCUGGAAACCAGCUGCUACAGGACCAGAUAAAAUGGAUUAAUCAGAGGCUUGUCAGUCUCAGGGAGAUUAAUGCAGUGUUUAUUGGUUCAUUUGGGGCCAUAUUUUUUUUAUCUUGAAUAACAUAUAUAUUGUAAAUUGCAUUUGUAUCUAAUAAAAUACUUGAAUAUAAGUUGAAGAAUCUUACUGUGGAUUUGCGAACAACAUAUCUGUUGUGCAAUAUUUGUCGCUCGCCAUUCUCAAGGGCUCAAUGAUAGUCAUGUCCUGUUGUGUUCAAACACACUAAGCAGCAUUGUUGCUGUUUAAUGUCCUAGAUGUUUGCUAUUCUAACACUUGUCAGUCAGUCUGUCAAUCCACGUGGACUGGCUGUAACCAAAGAACCUAACUCGUGUGUCUGAUUGAAAAGUCUAACUUACAACGUGGUCAACUUUGUCAGUAUGGGGUCGUCUUUUAUAAUUAAGUGAAAUUAACUCAAUGAUUUUGUAUUUUACUACAAUAAAAGGCAAAAAAAAGGUA
Messenger RNA from Oncorhynchus masou masou (cherry salmon), 1616 nucleotides. RefSeq names its product NIPA magnesium transporter 1 (gene nipa1). Lineage: Eukaryota; Metazoa; Chordata; Actinopteri; Salmoniformes; Salmonidae. Gene Ontology annotation, molecular function: magnesium ion transmembrane transporter activity. Gene Ontology annotation, biological process: magnesium ion transport. Gene Ontology annotation, cellular component: membrane. The record is from RefSeq and is a predicted model, not a curated record.